Molecule: messenger RNA, 4846 nt
Organism: Mercenaria mercenaria
Lineage: Eukaryota; Metazoa; Mollusca; Bivalvia; Venerida; Veneridae
Product: ecto-NOX disulfide-thiol exchanger 2-like
Exons: 14
Coding region: 176-2251 (691 amino acids)
Biological process (GO): ultradian rhythm
Cellular component (GO): plasma membrane; external side of plasma membrane
Molecular function (GO): RNA binding; protein-disulfide reductase activity
Source: RefSeq, a predicted model, not a curated record
AAGUAGCUUUAUAGUAAGUUUCCGGUGAGAAUUGCAGAAGGGUGUGCAUUUUUCCUGUACAAAAGUGUUUUUGUGCAAAUACAAUAGAGAUCUUACAUCAUAUUCCACAACAGACACUGAAUGAAUAGACAGCCUCUUUAAUUCGUAAGUUUACGGUGAAAUUAAAUCUGUGAAGAUGAUGGGAAUGGGGAUAGAACAAGGCUACAUGAACAAUGAGCCUCUUGCCUUUAAUGCAAACAAAGGGAAGCCACCCAUGCCAUCAGAUGGGAAAAAAGAUGAUAACUCAAUGAAUGCCUUUGCUGCUAAGCUUCUAAACAUACCGAAGUCAGAUCGUCAGUUCUCGGAUGAUGGCAGUGGCAUGACGAUGCCCCCUAUGCCUCCCGCUGGCAUGACGGAUGGAAAUAUGGACCAGCAGAACAUGAUGAUGCAAGGGGGUCAGGGGUUCUUCCCAAUGGGGGGUAUGGGUCCAAUGAUGGGGAUGAUGGGCCCAGGACCUACGCCAGAGAUGAUGAGUAUGGGCAACAUGGGAAAUAUGAUGAUGUUUCCAGGAAUGGGGUGGGGACCAGGAGGUGCCCCGAUGGGACCUACAGAAAACAUGCAGAUGGCACCUGUAGUGAAGGAAAUCAUUCGAAUGAAGAGUUGUGUACUGUAUCCUCCCCCUCCCAAUGCUCCACCACCAACCACUAGAGAGCGUCCACCUGGCUGCCGUACUAUAUUUGUGGGAGGAUUACCAGAGACAUGCACAGAAGAGAUACUUCAGGAGGUCUUUGGGGAAUUCGGUCCAACAACUAGUGUACGAAAAAGCAAGAAGAAGAACUUUGCACAUGUGAGAUUUGAAGAUGAGAACAGUAUUGAUAGGUCUCUAUUUUUGUCAGGUUACAGAAUGAAAAUAGAGGACAAAGAUGACAAACCAAACACAGGUCGAUUGCACGUGGACUUCGCAAUGGCACGUGAUGACCAGUAUGAGUUUGAAUGUAAACAGCGUGCUUUAAUGCGGGACAUGAGACAUCGUCAGCGAGUGGAAGAGGAGAGGUUACGACCGCCAAGUCCUCCGCCAAUCAGUCAGUACAGCGAUUAUGAAGCAUCAGCAUUGAGUGAAAAAUUAAAAUCUGAUGAAGACUUUAUGAAGGCGUCCCAGGUGUUGCUGACAUGGUUAGAGAGAGGCGACGUCAAUCGUAGAAACAUCAACACAUUCUACAGUAUGAUACAGUGCACAAACUCUCACAUCCGCCGCCUUCUCAUGGAGAAACAUGGCCACGAGGAAGAGUUACUAAGAAUGAAAGAAAAGUUCAAAAGCAUAUUUGAAGGAAUUUUAAGACAAUUUGAUCAGAUUGAGAAAAUCUUCACGUUGGCGCAGAAACAACGUAACUGGGAUCAUUUCACUAAAGCUCAGCGCAAGAACAUUGAACUCUGGCUCAAACAGGCAAAGGAGAUAAAGCAGAACCAGCAGGAAGAAUUCUUCAGUAAUCGACAGGAGGCGGAGAUGGAAAUGUCCGAUGAUGACGAAGGUCCGACUGUAACAAAGAGAAAGAAACCGGAGUACAGUGAAACUACAACAAACCAGUAUGUUGAAAUGGCUGGAAAGUUGAACCAGUUGAAUCAACUAAAAGAUGAAAAUGAUGACCUGAAGUGUCAGAUGGAAGCUUUCAAAAAUGAGCUUGAGCUCUAUAAACAGGAGAAAACAUCAAGCAGGGGUGACAGUGAGAAAGAGGUCAAAGCUCUACAGAUGGCAAUGCAGGGCAUGCAACAGCAACUGAUCACCGCCAGGACAGAGCUGACAGAUUACAAAAAGCGAACAGAACAAGAAAAAGCUGUGCUAAUGAUGGAGAAACAGACAGCAGUAGAUCAACUGAAUAAAGAGAAAGCAGCUAAAAAGGACAAAGACAGCACUAAUACAGAAUCCAAAGGAGAAGAUAAAAAUGAAAACCAUGAGGUUCCACCACAGAAGCCUGCAGUAGCAGAGGAUACUAUAAGCAGUACGGGAACACAGAUCACAGAAAAGGAAGCACAUCUUGUUGGUCUGGUUUGUUGUUUCUUACACGUACAUCCCACGGGUGCAUCGCUGGAUUAUAUAUGGUCAUACCUUCAUCGCCUCGGAGUUGUGUGUCGUGUCAGUGAACUAGAAACAUUACUCGAGAAAAUGUCGGUAAUUUUCCGACAGGAAGUCAGUGGGGUGGGAGCAACAAUAGAAAGACGGUGGCACUUUACCGGAUACCGUGGCAUGAACAGUUCUUCUGCUAUCACGUUUUGACUAAAUUAGUGACAUAAGCUACAUACUUACAUACUUUGCAUUGAAAUACAGUGUUUUUAUGGCUGAUUUCAGAGAGAGGGUCACAAAAGAAACUGGAACACAGCUUCAUUCCAGAAAGAUGUAUCAAAAAGCCACUUGAUAAAGCAUGAUCUGUUAAUCAUGUAUCUGCUACACUGCGCUAGUAUUACGAUACCAUAAUUACUUUUGCAACAUGUUGUGGCCUGUAGGUAAACAUGAAAGUACACUAGCAUAAUAUUGCUUCCUUUUAGUUGUGUGGUAAAUAAGGGAAUUUUCAUUUAACUGAGCAAAAACAAAGAAAAAAUAGAGCAGUUACGCAUCAGUUAAUAGUUUAUUAGCAAGUAUUAUGUGAAAUGGAUUAAUUGGUCAAAUGUCUGUAAAAUGGAUGAAAGGACUCAUUAAAAUUAAGAAGAAAAACACAGUUGAUCCUGUGUAGAAUGUUCUAUUAAAUGAUCUUUUUACGAACUUCCUACCAGUUUUGUACAAAGGGGGUUGAUAGGUUCAUAAAGUUAAUCAAUAGUGUUAAUGUGUGAAACAGUUAAAAUGUCUAUUGCAGUUAACCAGUACAAAAUUAAAUUUAUACCUUUCUUACAUUGGAUUAAUGAAAUAACUCUGGUAUAAUUUGAUGGUAUUGAAAAAAAAAACCACCUGACUGGUUAAUUAGUCAGAUUUCUGUCUAAUUUAUAACCAUUAUAUGUGUACUCUUAUUGAAAAGUGAUAAUGGCAACCAGGACAUAACAGUGUCACUAUAUUUGCCGUAUUUUAGGGCAUUGUUUGAAUUUCAAAAUUUGUCAAAAAUGAUUUUUUUUUGCGACAGACCAAUCAUGAACCAUUUAUUGGUUAUUUGUGAACAUCUUAAUUCAUCGGUACAUCACUUACAUUAAUUGCUCUGUCUGUUAUAUAACUGUAGAGAGCAUGUUCUUUUUAUAGAAGGGAUUUGAAAAUAGGACAGCAUUAUGAAUUAACCUUUACCUUGCUAAAUUUCUAAAGUGGACUAGUCCAUCAUUCAAUUUGGGCAGUACCACUAAUUAUUCAAAGGGAUGUUCACUGAAAAUUUACUGACUGAAUAGCGGCUGAUCUUGUUCUGCACUGGUCACAAAGGUAAAACUCUUUGCCGCCAGCAGACUAAGGUUUUAAGUAAGGAAUCUAGUUUAUAGACAGAUAUAAAUUUUUCAAGAUUUGAUCAGGCUUCAGUAUAUAUUGAAUAUGCUUUCAUAUUGAUCAGUUUUGUUGUUAAAUGUUAGAUUUUUUCUGUUGUAGCAAUAAAAUUGUCUUUGCUUUGUUGAAGGAUACUGAAAAAUCAGACCGUUUGUAAGCAAUUAAUUUUUGCUAGUUUUUUUUACUUUUCUUUUCAAAAAUUACCAGUUGCUAACACUGGCAAAGAACUUACUUUUAUCUGAAAUAUUUAAAGCCUACGCAAAGAUGAAAUGAUAUUAAAUUUAUUGAAAUUUUAGGCCAUGUUAAAAGAUAUAAGCUAGUCCAUUAGGAUUCUUCAAUCUUAGAGAUUGUGAUAGGAAUGUUUACAAAUGUCUUUUGUUGCUGACAUAACAAGUUAAUGCAGUCUAUACUCUGGGCCUUAAGAGGAUGCAUGGUAGAUUAAUUUAUAGUUCCUUGGAAUUUAGGUUUUUUAUACUUCAACCUCUACCUUGAGUCACAUUUCUUUUACAUCUGUCAAUGCUAAAUGAAAGUCAUAUGCGGUUAUAUAGUCGAUUUUCUAAGCUUCAGAACAUCAACACUAGACUGCCUAGAGACAUACUGUAAAAUCAUAUAGUUUUGAGGGCAUGAAAUUUCGUGGUUUUGGUCAAAACGGCAAUUUCAUGGGGAUAUGAAUUUGUGGAUUUUAACUUUUGAACAAAAAAAUGAAUGGGAAUUUUACUUGUUAGUUGGGAAUAAAUUUUAUGGAUUGACUCAACCAUGAAAUCUACGAAAAUUAGUCCCCCCCACGAAUAUUAAUGAUUUCACAGACAUUGAACCAAUGGGAGCAAUCGUGCAUAUCAGACAUUUUUUUAGUCGUUUUCUCUAUUCUUUUCAGUGUCUUUUUGUGGUUUUAUUUUAUUUUUUGUAAGAAAUUCAAUAUUGAUAUCCUUCAUUUCUGUGUUGAUAUACGGUAAUCAGUUGUUAAAUCUAAAUCAGCAGUACAUCUAUAUCAUGAUUAACCCUUGCCCUGCUAAAUUUCUAUAAUGAACUUGUCCAUCUUUCAAUUUGGACAGUACCAUUGACUGUUAAAAGGGGUGCUUACCAAAAAGUUACUAACUGAAUGGCGAUCAGUGCAGAUCUUGAUCAGACUGCACAGAUGGGCAAAUUGAUCGUGAUCUGCUCUGGUUGCAAAGGCAGAAUCAAUCAUGUCCAGCAUGAUAAGGGUUUAACAGUGCCAUUUCUACAUCUUCUAAAAUCUUUCUUCUACAUAGUCAAGCAUUAUCAUUCAUGUGUAUAUAAAAGAAUGAUAGGGCAAAUGUCAUCCAUUUAUUACGUUACCAUUGUUUUAUAUGUAACAUGUUUCAAAGGUCUUACAUCAUGAAAUGUUGUUAAGAUUUAAUCUCAAUGCUGUAAAAUUUAUGUAAAAAAAAUUAAAGAAAA